Molecule: messenger RNA, 1107 nt
Organism: Exophiala viscosa
Lineage: Eukaryota; Fungi; Ascomycota; Eurotiomycetes; Chaetothyriales; Herpotrichiellaceae
Product: proteasome component C1
Exons: 3
Coding region: 110-997 (295 amino acids)
Biological process (GO): ubiquitin-dependent protein catabolic process; proteasomal protein catabolic process
Cellular component (GO): proteasome core complex, alpha-subunit complex; proteasome core complex; nucleus
Source: RefSeq, a predicted model, not a curated record
UAACACAACCAAACCAUCUACCAACUUACUCGACGUGAGUUCUACGAGGAGCUACUUUGCUUUCAUCACUUGUUGGCACCUUGCACAAUCAGAAACGUUCAUAUUCGCGAUGACCUCAAUAGGCACGGGUUACGAUCUCUCAAAUUCCGUCUUUUCUCCCGAUGGUCGAAAUUUCCAGGUCGAAUAUGCUGUCAAAGCCGUCGAAAAUGGCAAUACUUGUAUCGGCAUAAGAACAAAGCAUGGUGUCGUUCUGGCUUGCGAGAAGAUAAUCACGUCGAAGCUCCUCAAACCCGGUUGCAACAAGAGGAUAUCAACGGUAGAUCGCAAUGCAGGCGUUGUAUGCUCGGGCUUAUUACCUGAUGCUCGACACCUUACAAGCAGAGCAAGAGACGAGGCCAGCAGUUGGCGGCAAACAUAUAAAGCACCGAUACCUGUCAGCGCUCUGGCAUCAAGAAUGGGAGGCUACGUCCAGGCAUACACUCUCUAUUCUAGCGUGCGGCCUUUCGGUGUCACUGCAAUCUUGGGAGGCUGGGACUCUGAAGCCGAGCUUGGUGUGGAUGGACAGGUUGGAAUGGGGCCCUCAGUCGGUGGUGGGGGAAAGUCUGAAGAGGAGGCUGCGAAAAGAGGUGGUCCAGGUCUCUACAUGAUCGAGCCCAGUGGACUGUAUUGGGGCUACUAUGGAGCUGCGACUGGCAAAGGACGGCAGGCUGCGAAAGGGGAACUCGAGAAGCUCGAGCUGGCCUCGCCAACUUGCUCUCUUACACUCAAGGAUGCUGUGAUGGAGGCUGCCCGGAUCAUCUACGUGGCCCACGAAGACUCAAAGGACAAAGAGUUCGAGCUGGAAAUGACCUGGAUCUCAAGUUUAGAUGGUCCUACCAAAGGCCGACAUCAACCUGUCCCACAAGACCUGUUUGAGGAAGCGGAGAAAGCGGCGAAGAAGAGCCUGGAAGGCGAUGAUGACGAAGAUGAGGAAGGAGGAGACGCCAUGCAAGAGUGAUUGCUUGUUUCCAAGGUCCUGUAGCAUUACCGGCGUCUGAGAGGGUUAUGGUCAUAGUGGUCAUGGUGGUCAAUAGCUUGAAGCAAAAGUGCCGUUGUCCUUCAAGAUAG